Messenger RNA from Didymodactylos carnosus, 3351 nucleotides. NCBI's taxonomy places the organism in Eukaryota, Metazoa, Rotifera, Eurotatoria, Philodinida, Philodinidae. The record is from the annotation of a GenBank genome assembly.
AUGACGUCAAAACGUCGAGGUCAACAAGGGAUAGAAGAAAUUGAGAAAACAUUAAAUAGAUUGAAAGUGGAAAAUGAUAGUGAUGACGAUGAUGACACACGGAAGAACAGAAAGAAGGGAGGUGGUGCGAAGAAAAAACCGCAGCCACAACAAACUCAGAAAAAGCCGCAUCAUCAGGAUUCUGAUAAUGAGGAAUUACAGAUAGAAAAUGAUGAAGCCAAUUCCUCUAAAAGAGAACAGAAACCAACAACAAAGAAAAAAGUGACAAAACAAGAAGAGAGCGGUGAAGAAGAUGAUGGGAGUUCAAAAAACAAGAAACAACAAAAGUCGAAGAAAAAAGACAAAGGCGACGAAGACGAACUUGACAAUGACGGGGACAAAAAGAAAAAAUCUAAAAAGGGUAAAAAUGCUGAUAUUUCUGACGAAGAAGAUAAUCAAAAAUCAUCUGCAAAUAAAAAUAAACAAGCGAAGAAGCCAAAACAACAGAAAAAACAACAACAAGAUCAAGAUGACGCCUCUGUAGCAAGUGAGGACGAGGAACAGGAUAAAAAACAAGAUCGAAAAAAACCCAAAAAGAAGAAAAACCAACAACAACAUGAGAGUGACGAAGAAGAGGAGAUUGAAGAAGUGGCUGUACAGAACGAGGAACAGGAAAAAAAACAAGAUCGAAAAAAACCCAAAAAAAAGAAAAACCAACAACAACAUGAGAGUGAUGAAGAAGAAGAGAUUGAACAAAUAGCUGCACCUAAAGAAGUUGCACAAGCUACCGUUAAUUUUGAUGAAUCAGAUGAAGAAGACAAGAAAAAGAAGAAGAAAUCCGGUGGUGGAAAACAACAACAGAAGAAGAAAUCACAAAAGUUACCAUCAAAAGAACAAACUAAAAUACAAGACAAUGAUGAGGAAGAAGAUGAAGAUGAAGAAGAAGCACCAAAGACAAUUCCGGCUGAAGCAGCACAAGUUAAUUUUGAUGACGAAUCAGACGAAGAUAAGAAGAAAAAGAAGAAGAUUAAUAAACAACAUCAGCCAUCACAAAAAGUCCCAGAGAAACAACAGCCGAAAGAUGAAGAAAUUAAAAAAGAUAAUAAAUCAAUUCCAGCUACAACACAAGUGACUACACAAAUUAAUCUUGACGAAUCAGAUGAAGAAGACAACAAGAAAAAGAAAACAUCUGGUGGUGGUAAACAGCAACAGAAAAAAGAAAAGUCAGCUGCAAAACAAACAAUAAAACAAGAGAGUGAGAAUGAGCAAAAUGACGACGUUGAAACAGUACUCGCUACACCACAAGCCGCGACAGAAGCUCCAGUUCAUUUUGACAAGUCUGAUGAUGAAACUGAUAAACAACAAAUGGAAAAAGAACAGGUUCUAAGUGAAAUUACAAAAACUAAAAACACCGUAGAAAUUCAUGAACAAUCAUUGCCAGUAGUUGAACCAAAAUCCGAAAUGGAAGAAAUAACUGCACAACCAUCAACAACAGUUGCGGAUGAUGAACAAAUGGAUACAGCUGCUUCAGCAACCACAACGAAAAAAUUAAGUCGGAAAGAAUUAAAACAACAAUUGAAAAAACAAGAGUUUGAUAAGUUAACAUCACUGAGUAAUGACACAGAACAAUUUACACUUUCUCAAGCUGAACAAGGCUCGCGUUCGGCACAAUUAAAGGAAACUGCUCUCGAUAUUAAAGUAGAUAAUUUCAGUAUAUCAGCGAGAGGAAACGAUUUAUUUCAAAAUGCUAGUUUAAAUAUUACACAUGGACGAAGAUAUGGACUUGUCGGGCCCAAUGGAAUGGGUAAAACAACGUUGUUGAAACAUAUUGCGAGUUAUGAAUUAGCUAUUCCUCCCAAUAUUGACGUGUUACUAUGUGAACAGGAAGUACAAGCUGAUGAUACACGAGCAAUUGAUGUUGUGUUGAAUGCAGAUAAAAAACGACUAGAUUUACUAAAGGAGCAAAAAGAUUUAGAAUUACAACAAGAAAAAGGUGUGACAAAUGAUCCAGUGUUAACAGAAAAAUUGAUGCAUGUCUACGACGAAUUAAGAGCCAUUAAAGCCGAUUCAGCUGAACCAAGGGCAAGGCGUAUUCUUGCCGGCCUUGGUUUUUCUAAAUCAAUGAUUGAACGCCCAUCAAAAGCAUUUAGUGGUGGAUGGCGCAUGCGUAUUUCUCUAGCACGAGCUCUAUUUAUUGAACCAACAUUGCUUAUACUUGAUGAACCGACAAAUCAUUUGGAUUUAAAUGCUGUGAUUUGGCUAGAUAAUUAUUUACAAUCGUGGAAAAAGACGUUAUUAGUUGUAUCGCACGAUCAAUCAUUCUUGGAUAAUAUCUGCACAGAUAUUAUACAUUUAGAUCAAAAAAAAUUAUUUUAUUACAAAGGUAACUAUUCGCUGUUUAAAAAAAUGUUGACUCAAACACGUUUAAACCAAUUGAAAGAUUAUGAGAAACAAGAGCGAGCAAUGAAAGCACUUAAAGAUCAUGGUCAUUCAAAUAAACAAGCGGAGAAAAAGGUUAAACGUCAAGAUCAAGAGAAAAAGAACAAACAAGACAAGAGUGGAAAAGGAAGAAACACUGCCGAUUAUGAAGAUGAUGCCGAGAAUAAAAAGGAUUUAUUACAAAAACCAAAGGACUACAUUGUAAAAUUUCGAUUCCCAUCACCGCCUCCGCUGAAUCCACCUGUCUUGGGUACCCAGAAUUUGACGUUUGCUUAUCCAGGACAGAAACCUUUAUUUGAAGACCUCAAUUUUGGGCUUGAUAUGAAGUCAAGAAUUGCCAUUGUUGGUCCCAAUGGUGUUGGUAAAAGUACGUUAAUAAAACUAUUAAUGGGUGUUUUGGAACCAACCAAAGGUGAAAUUCGUCGGAAUCAUCGUUUACAUAUUGGACGUUUUGAUCAACAUGCCGGAGAGCAAUUUAAUUUAGAAAUAUCGGCUAUUGAACAUUUACAAAAAGAAUUCAAUAUGCCGUAUCAAGAUACAAGAAAAUCAUUGGGCUCUGUUGGACUACCGGGACGAGCGCAUUCAAUUAAAAUGAAAGAUUUAUCGGGCGGACAAAAAGCGAGGGUAGCUCUUUCAGAUUUGAUUGCACGUGAACCGGAUAUUUUGAUACUGGAUGAACCGACGAAUAAUCUUGAUAUAGAAUCGAUCGAUGCACUAGCUGACGCUAUCAAUUCAUUUAGUGGUGGCGUAUUGAUUGUUAGUCACGACGAGAGACUGAUACGUGAAACAGAUUGUCAAUUGUGGGUUAUUGAACAUCGCCAAGUAAAUGAGAUUGAUGGAGAUUUUGAUGAUUAUCGUAAAGAACUGUUGGAUUCGCUGGGAGAAACAAUGAUUCAUAAUCCGUCUGCGGCUGCAACAGCAUCAAAUGUUUGA